Molecule: messenger RNA, 4652 nt
Organism: Mercurialis annua (annual mercury)
Lineage: Eukaryota; Viridiplantae; Streptophyta; Magnoliopsida; Malpighiales; Euphorbiaceae
Product: protein EMBRYONIC FLOWER 1
Exons: 8
Coding region: 376-4152 (1258 amino acids)
Biological process (GO): negative regulation of flower development; negative regulation of DNA-templated transcription; shoot system development
Source: RefSeq, a predicted model, not a curated record
CAACAAAAACCUGCUUUCAAAGAUUUAAAACACGAAAAGAAAAAAUAAAAUAAAACCUCACUUUUUUUUUUCUCUUUCUCCAGCUGAAGAAUCGAAAACCUUUUCUCUUUGCUAGGGUUUUCGAAAAUAUCGCACUCUAAUUCUUCUUUAUUGCCUUCGAAUCUUUAGUUAUAGCUUCUACCAUCGUCUUCGCCGUUAAAUGUUCUAUCUAUUAGUACAAUUUGUUCGAUUCGCCGUGAAGUUACGAUCCCCAGCUGUUUUCAAGAUCGGGACUGUUCAUGUUUUGAUGAAAUAAGGUGUGUCCACUGUUCACUGGUCCUCAAUUCGUCAGAGGAAUACAUUGUUUAAAGAUCGGAUCAUUAGCUGCUUUAUGUCAUGGAUAAUACUGUAGCGGAGGAGUAUCAUGGAUGUGCCAACAUGAACCUUGUCAGCAAGUCCUUGGAGUCGUCCAUUAAGAUAGACUCAAUAUCCAUAGAUCUCAUUAAUACUAAUGAAAAGAGUGAUGCUGGAAACUGUGAUCAUUUUUCAAUACGCGGAUAUGUAUCAGAAAUUCGUAAGAAAAAUGGGAAGAUGUGUUGGCCAUUUUCUUCAGAUGAUGAUAGUAGUAAGUAUGAUGAAGUAGCAUGCAAGCUUCCUUCUUUACAUGUUCCAAAGUUUAGAUAUUGGCGUUGCCAUGAAUGCCUGCGGGAAAUUGGCGCUAAAGGCACUGGAAAUGAUGGGCCGAUCUUUACACCUUGUAUUAGUGGGUUCAAACCCAAGAGUAUUUGCUCCCAUGCGUCAGUCAUUGAUGAUGUUGCAAGGCUAGUAUCUGAUUUACAGCAAGCUCCACAUCUAGAUAUUAUCAAAGAGAAAGCGAUAUGCGGUGAUAGUAAUGCAGCUAAUUUGAAUAACAUGACUGGAGUUAGUAAAAAUAAAUCUGAAGAAGCACAUGGUCCUAUCAAAGGGUGUAAUUCAGGUGAUAUUUUGAAUCAAGAAAAGCAUAAAUUAGGAACCACAAUUUCAAUCCAGAAGCAGAAACCAAAUUUUACAGGUGACCUUGACGACCGCAAAUCAAAAUCGAAUGAAUCUGUUGACUUUAUCAAGCCAGGCCGUGGAAAAGGAGUUGUUGAUGUCGAACCUGUCACAAACAUCAAUUGCAUGGAUAUGAGUUCUAAAAUCCAUGAAAUAAGGAAAGUAAAUCCUGUGGAUGAUCAUCCUAAAGAGCUGAUAGCAUGUGGAAUGUCAGCAGAAGUUGGUAAUAUUGAAGCAUACAGUGUUGGCAUGGGUAGUGGACAUCCUUCCUUGGUAUUGGAUGAUCUUGGUUGUGAUUUAUCUGAAAGUGCUGAGAUCAUGGCUGCAAAUAUUGUCCGUGAUCAUGAUAACUCAAGUGGGUUGCAUCGCAGAAAAACACGAAAAGUUCGCCUGCUAACUGAAUUGCUUUGUGAAAAUGACUGUGCGGAUAACAUACAAUCAAAUGCCAUUCGUGGUUCAUCAGAUGAAAGGGAUAAGCUUCCAAUUCCUCAAAGUCACGUGGCUGCGCAAGGAAAUUUCAGAAGGGGUUUGGCUCAACCUAAGAAAAGAAAGUCAGACCGGGAUGAAGAUUGGAAACCCACACAGACAGGAUCCCCUAAUAAAGUGGGUAAAGAAGUUAGGCUCUUGAAGAGAGAUGUGGAAUCUCCAGAUGCAAUUGCACAAGCAUUUGCUAGAAUGCAGUUACAAACUGGUAGGAAGAACAAUUGCUUCAAACGAGGAAUUGAUAGAAGUCCGAGUUUAUGUAAGAAGAAAAACAAGAAAACCCUUAUUUUUGAGGAAAGUUCAUCCUUAGUACCUGCACAAGAAAAUGUGCCAAAUAAACUAUGGAAUGAAACUGGGGAUGCUUCUAACAGCAAUGCUGCUGAUAGACUUUUCUCUAAACCCUUGCAUAAUGCAGUUACAAGAGAAGAGGCAGAUUCUUUCCAUUUUUCUACUCAAAGAGUGGGUAGGAAACCUAGUUUUAAGAAGAAAGCCAAGAUGCCUCAAGAUGAUACUCAGCAAUCUCCUUCAAUUAUUCAAAAACAUGACAAGCUCAGAGAAGAUCCAAUGAGCAGAAAAGUUGUAGAGUUCCAGCAGAGUAGGCCUGUAAGAGUUCCGUUACACACAGCACGUGAUAUUUUCAGUGAAAAUGGACCGGAUCUUUCUCUUAAAAACUACAUAACCACAGAGAGAAAUGACAUGCUGCGCAAUCCACAGCUUGUAGAUGGGCAAACUUGUUUCUCGACUCGGAAAGAGGGCACUGCUAGAGAAGCUCAGGUUAAGAGUAAUUUUACAGAAGUUGAGCAUCUUGGAAAUUUCAAUUUUGCUUCUAAAUCUGUAACGGAAUUGGCUUUUGGAAAAGGAGUAUAUAAUGAACUCAAUGGCAACAGAACUCCCAUCAAAAUGCCCUUACAUAAGGAGAAGCAGAACUAUGCAUCCCAAGCUGAAAUCAGUGGGUGUUCUCAUAUGCAGAAAAAGAACCAUUGUGGUACAAGCAGCAAGAAUACAACAAUUAAAACUCAGGUACAUCCAGUACUCACAAGAAAAGACAAUGACCCAAGAGCUAAAAAUGUAUCCGAACAAGUAAUUUCAGAUGACAUUCCCAUGGAAAUUGUUGAGCUCAUGGCAAAGAAUCAAUACGAGAGGUGUCUUCCUGAUGCUGAAUUUGGUAGAUGCCAACUAGAAGUGACUAAUAACACUAGGACAAUGGAUUUUAGUAAAGCUUAUGGAAAUGGAGAAUUGGACUUUUCUCAGAAGGAAGCUAAUGAGAAACAUAAUUCUCAUGCUAAAAAUGGCAGAAAUGGAAUAGCCAAUAGAGGUGAGAAUGUGGGACCCGCCAAGCAGAAGUCGUCUGAUUUAGUAAAUCAGUCUCAUCUAGAUCAAUACUUCAUAAGUCAACUAGAACACACUCCUAUUCCUAAAGUGUUUGAGGCACUUUUUCAGCCUCACCACAAGCCAUCUAGUGGAAUCCAGCAUUAUCCUUCUAAUUCUGGCAGGCAAAAUAGUGCUGAAAAUCACAAGUGGAUUGGGGAUUCGGGUGGGAACAGGUCGUCUGAUAACUGUUUACAGACCUCGGGACCAUGUAAUGCGUGCCAAGGCGUUCAACAGCAUAGUAAAGAAACACAUCAAAUUUGGUCCUCCGUGAUGCCAAAUCACAUGCCUGGUUAUGACGUUGCUCAAAGGAGCCUUUUACCAUUUACCAGUAUGGAUAUUCUUUCAGACUCUGCAAGCAAUAUGAAUAAAGAAUAUAUUUCUGGUCACCGUGAUCUGAAGUUUUUAAACCAGAAUCCUUCCAGCUUUGGGAAGCAAAACAGGAACCUUGUUUCUGAUUCUUUUAGGAUAUGCACAGAGCCAGUUUCUUGCAAACGUAGUGGUGUCAACCUUUCUCAAAAGCCCGUGAGAUCUUUUGAUCUGUAUUCUAAUGAAACCAUACCAGCGAUGCAUUUGCUCAGCCUGAUGGAUGCAGGACUGCAGUCCAGUGCACCAGUUAAUUUGGAUGCAACACCAAAGUUCCUCAAAAGAACUGUAACAUGCGAUCAAGAUCAUAACGAGUUUCGUAGGCCGGAAUCUGCGGUCUAUAAAGUCACCAACAGUAUGAAGCACACGCCAUUUCAUUCACAUGGUAAAAAGCAAGCUGUAGCUGGUCCAUCUAUGGCUUCAUUCGCAUAUGAUAAAUCUUUCCAGAGGGCUACUGAUUUUACCUCUCAAGUAUCUCGAGAGAAAGGAAAGGGAAAAGGCUCGGAUUCUCGCACACAGAGUAGUGGCUAUAAACCACCAAAACCUUCAUCUCAAAAUAGGAAUUUUGCCACCAAUUGUGGCUCUAAUCCAGUUCAUAGUAUGCAGACAAUGUUUUUUGGUGUGUCCGAUUCUAUGGCGAUUCCUUCACAACUCCGUGGAAUGGAAAAUUCGAUCAAGCACAAGAUGGAGGUCAACAAUGACACUCGACCUGUUCGCCCCAAUAAAAGUAGUCCUGAUGGAAUUUGCAGUGUGAACAGAAAUCCUGCUGAUUUUAGCAUUCCUGAACCUGGGAACUUAUUUAUGAUCUCCGGUGAGGAUCUAAAAUUUGGAAAGACGGUUCCUUUUUCAGCUGAAUUGGUUGGGCAGAAGCGACCUAAAAAGCUUCCUGCUGUGAAAGAACAGCGAAGACGUUUAAUUUCAUGAUCACUCCCAGCUUCAUGGAAAUAUCUCAUUGAAACAUACAUCAUCAAAUGGUAUACUCUUGGUUGAUUAUCAGCUUCUUCAGAAUAAAUCAGAACCUUAUGAUGAGACAGUAAAUGUCAAAUUAACAUUUUCGACACAAGUCAGUUUCUGGUUCUGAAAAACCAUGACGUGGAAUGGAAGAUAUACCGGGUAGAAAAUGAGGCUUGUAUAUAACUACAUGUGCCUCGACAGUCCGCUAAUAACAUUAUACGUAUGUACUUUUGUAUUGUUUUGGUGUGCUUGUUAUACAACUUGUUGAUUAUGAUAAAGAGGUUCUACAGAAGCCUAGUUCUGUUCUUUGUAUUUCAGUAAAGGACCCGUACACUCCAUUCUUGAGCAGGAUUUUGGGGUACCAAGUGCAAACAGGUCAUUAGUUAGUAUAUUGUAUUUCAAUGCCUGUGGCUCGAGAUUGAAAAUAAGCCAGCAUUCAAAUAAUUCACUUACUACUAUUGUUACUGUCC